AUGGCACGGCUCCAGGAUAAUGCCCGGGAACACUGGGACUGGGAGAAAAACCCAAUCCGCGUUUAUACCCCAGACCCGGAAGAGCUUAAGGAGUGGCAACAGAGUCUGCCCUUGAAGUUAGAGGACGUCUUCGACUUCAAUAGUGGCCUCCGGGAGGGGGAUGUGCCCGAACCUCGCCCUCCACCGCCUCCCAAAUGCGAUCAACUUGACGAGAUCGAAAAGGCAGCGAGCGAAGGAGACCUCUGCACUAUACAGCGCAUAUUCGAUCAAUUGCGCGGUACACCUGCCGGUGACUACUGGAUUCCACGACAAACGAGCAGUCUAUUCCGUGCAGUUCGGACUGGUCAUACGGCUAUUGUCGAAUAUCUUCUAAGCCAAGGGUCUUCUCCGACGGUUAACCUUGCUAAAAUUGCCGUCGACAAUAAUGAUACGGCUAUACUUGAGCUGUUCCUCAAGUAUGGAUGGGAUAUUAACGAGCAGUUAGGAUGGUGUGAUCCGCCAGUACUUGGUCAUAUGCCGUUCACUCUGCGACGUUCGACGUUAGACGUUAUCAAGACGCUCUUCACCCAUGGUGGCUCAAUUGAAAAGGGACAGCUACUUCACUUUGCUGCCACUCGUAAACUACUAGAUCGCCUCGAAGUCGUGGCUUACCUCGUUGACAAGGGUGCACCUAUUAACGACGUCAUGUAUCAGCAUGACCAACUUUCAACUGACUUACAAUCCGUAGCCGGUCUCGGUACUCCCCUUCAUGGGGCGGCUGCGGAUGGGUAUUUAGACGUUGUCCGAUUUCUGGUGGAGAAAUGCGCCAAUCUCAGUAUCUUGGAUUCUUGCGGAGAGUCGGUCCUUCAUCGCGCCGAAUUCCACAGGCGUCAAGAAGUGGUUGACUUUCUUCGUCAUAUCCUAGCGGAAAGUUCGAAUCCGCCUGCAUCGACCGAGUCCAUGGAAUAG
Fonsecaea pedrosoi CBS 271.37 is the source of this 948-nucleotide messenger RNA. RefSeq lists its product as uncharacterized. The transcript has 2 exons. The record is from RefSeq and is a predicted model, not a curated record. Gene Ontology annotation, cellular component: cytoplasm; nucleus. The coding region runs from base 1 to 948 and encodes 315 amino acids. Gene Ontology annotation, molecular function: protein binding. Lineage: Eukaryota; Fungi; Ascomycota; Eurotiomycetes; Chaetothyriales; Herpotrichiellaceae.